Molecule: messenger RNA, 274 nt
Organism: Symbiodinium sp. CCMP2456
Lineage: Eukaryota; Dinophyceae; Suessiales; Symbiodiniaceae
Source: the annotation of a GenBank genome assembly
GGGAAUGAUCGAGAUCGUGCUGGGCACGGACAUGGCGAAGCACAACCAGCACCAGAAGAGCUUGAUGAGUUGGGUGGCAAACAAGCCCACGGCCGAAACUCCGGCAGGGGAGCAGGCCUUCCUCCAGGAUAAGUUGGAGCUUCUCGAAGUCUUGGCGCACGCGGCCGAUAUCUCGAACCCCUGCAAGCCGCAUGACAUGAUGUUGUUCUGGGCCGAACGGGUCCUUUCGGAGUUCUGGUUGCAGGGCGACGAGGAAAGCCGUUUGAACUUGGAG